AUGGCAGUGGUUCUGGCAAAUACAACAUCACCGAAAUUAUUGAACUACGGCAAACAUCAGAUAAAGCCAUCGUUUGCCACUGUUUUAUACACUGUAGAUGGUACUCUCAAUGUCUGUUCCAAAUGUAUUGCCAUGUUUCCUACUCUUCAUUCACUUGAGAACCACAUGGAAAGAUGCACCAUUCCAUACAAGCCAAUCUACGAGGAAGACACCUUUAAGGUUUCCAAGAUAGAGGCCCUCAAAAACAAACAGCUACUUUCAAUGAUUUCGCAAAUGUUUAUAAAGAGUAAGACAGUGUACUUUGAGGUCGACAAGUACGACUUUUUCAUAAUUUAUGACCAGGAAAUUAUUGGGUAUUUUAGUAGGUACAAGAACGGUAGACACUCAUUAAACUGUUUUCUUGUAUUUUCCUGCUUUCAAAAACAAGGUUGGGGAACAGUACUCAUGGACUUUAGUACAAUACCAGCAGUACGUAUCACCAGCCAGGGUAACAAUAACGACAUUAAGCAGGCCAGUGCAAAGGGCGAUACCGUUGACUUAUCCAAUGUUGUUUAUGAUCCCAAACCCCCUGAAAAACCUUACACAAAAAAGGCAAUAUUGUGCUUUCGGAAGUAUUGGAAAUAUAAAGUGAUUGGAGCCCAGACAGUUGCUGAGAUUUCUAGAAAAAGCAACCUCACACUUGAUGAGACUGUUGUUGGUCUUGAGCUGAAUGGAUUUAACUUUAAAAAAUGGAAAAUUGAAGGGGAAAUAGGAGUCGAAAAGCCAAGACUUUUGUCAAAGAAAGUAUACAAAAAAUCCCUGGCUCAAAAUUAA
This is a messenger RNA of Vittaforma corneae ATCC 50505, 813 nucleotides long. RefSeq lists its product as uncharacterized. NCBI's taxonomy places the organism in Eukaryota, Fungi, Microsporidia, Nosematidae. The coding region runs from base 1 to 813 and encodes 270 amino acids. Gene Ontology annotation, molecular function: histone acetyltransferase activity. The transcript has a single exon. Gene Ontology annotation, biological process: regulation of DNA-templated transcription. The record is from RefSeq and is a predicted model, not a curated record.